Molecule: messenger RNA, 1686 nt
Organism: Tigriopus californicus
Lineage: Eukaryota; Metazoa; Arthropoda; Copepoda; Harpacticoida; Harpacticidae
Product: threonylcarbamoyladenosine tRNA methylthiotransferase-like
Biological process (GO): tRNA methylthiolation
Cellular component (GO): endoplasmic reticulum
Molecular function (GO): tRNA (N(6)-L-threonylcarbamoyladenosine(37)-C(2))-methylthiotransferase activity; 4 iron, 4 sulfur cluster binding
Source: RefSeq, a predicted model, not a curated record
GACCACCACCUGUCUCGCGCCCAAUGAACCGGCCAUUCAACUUCGGGCCCGCCCCACUCAGCGGGUGACUUCGACUAGUCCAGAUUUGGGGCAUGAUCCCAUGAAUGGGGGGUGCCUGGGCCAGCCCAAGUCCAGUUUCUUGGCCGAGCAGUUUCGAAUCCACGUUCGAACCUGGGGAUGUUCUCACAAUAAUUCCGAUUCGGAGUACAUGAUGGGUCUGUUGGCUCAGGAAGGCUACGUAUUAACGGAUCAAUCCGACGAAGCGGAUCUAUGUCUCUUUAACUCGUGUACAGUUAAGAGUCCGGCCGAAGACCAUUGUCGGAACGCGGUCGAGCGAGCCUUGAGCGCGGGACAAAAAGUGGUGGUAGCCGGUUGUGUGCCCCAAGGACAGAGGGAUGGGGCUUUUUUGCAGAAUGUCUCGCUGUUAGGGGUUCAACAGCUCAAGCGAGUGGGUACGGUGGUUGAGGAGACGCUCAAAGGCCACCGUGUCACUUACCUGCAAGGCCGAAGCCAAUAUUCAGAGGGCUAUGACCUUUUCAUGCCCAAGGUGCGCAAGAACGCCCAGGUCGAGAUCUUGGCCAUCAACUCGGGCUGUUUGAACCAUUGUACCUAUUGCAAGACUAAGCACGCCCGUGGUCAGUUACGCAGCUUCCCACCCAAUCUAUUAGUGGAAAGGGCCCGCCAGACUUGGACCGAAGGCGUGACCGAAAUUUGGCUCACCUCGGAAGAUACGGGGGCCUAUGGUCGGGACCUGGGCACCAAUAUUGCGGCCUUGCUCCGCCGUUUGGUAAGGGUUAUCCCUUCCGGUUGCCGUUUGCGGUUGGGAAUGACAAAUCCUCCGUACAUUUUGGAUCAAUUGCCGGAGAUAGCUGAGAUUCUACGUCACCCCAAAGUGUACUCAUUCUUGCACCUACCGAUACAAGCGGCGAGUGAUGGGGUUUUGCGGGAUAUGAAACGCGAUUACACACAGCAAGAUUUCCGAGAAUGUGUCGAUUUUUUGAGAGCUAACGUUCCUCACAUCCAUCUUGCCACAGACAUCAUCUGUGGAUUUCCUACGGAAACUCCCGAGGAUUUUGAGGAAACAUUGGACUUGUGCGAUUUCUACCGUUUUCCUUCUCUAUUCAUUAACCAAUUUUUCCCCCGUCCGGGCACCUUGGCUGCCAAAAUGCAAUGCGUGGCCACCAAGCAAGAAGUGAAGAAGCGUACAAAAGCUCUUCAUGAGCUUUUCUAUUCCUACUCGCCUUUGGACGAUCGUCUUGGACAGAUUCAUUCGGUGCUCAUAACCGAUGUCUCGCAUGACAAGCGGUUUUGGGUGGCACACAACCUUUGGUAUGAUCAGGUAUUAAUAAACAAAGAGCAGACAAAUGUGGAGCCGGGUCAGUUAGUCUGGAUUCGUAUCACCAAUGUUACAAAGUUCUCAGUGCACGGUGAACCUUUAACUGGUCGUGGCGUCUUAGCAAUGCUAUUGCUCAAAAAAUCUUCGUUAAAUCCUCUCUCCAUUAUGGCAAUUGUCUUCACUUGGCUUAUUGUCAUGCUGAACUUUUUGUUGUCACUGGGAGUUCAACUUUACUUGAAUUAAUGUCGUUUAUCGAACAUUGAUUCAUAAUAAUGCAUGGCAAGUGAUAUAAAUUGUAUCGGUAAUUUGAUACAUGCCCAAUGAUCGAAUAAAUUUUCAAAGAAAGGCUU